This is a messenger RNA of Pelobates fuscus (common spadefoot toad), 6407 nucleotides long. RefSeq names its product SMG6 nonsense mediated mRNA decay factor (gene SMG6). The record is from RefSeq and is a predicted model, not a curated record. Lineage: Eukaryota; Metazoa; Chordata; Amphibia; Anura; Pelobatidae. The coding region runs from base 14 to 4174 and encodes 1386 amino acids. Gene Ontology annotation, molecular function: telomeric repeat DNA binding; protein binding; telomerase RNA binding. The transcript is spliced from 19 exons. Gene Ontology annotation, biological process: nuclear-transcribed mRNA catabolic process, nonsense-mediated decay. Gene Ontology annotation, cellular component: telomerase holoenzyme complex.
GGUCGCAGGGAAGAUGGCGGCGACGUUGGAACGGGUUCGGAUCUCCGCCUCCGAAUUACGGACUCUGUUGGCAGCUGGCGACAGCGCAGUAAACCGGGAGAACAUGAAGGAAACUAAAGAACCUAGACAGAGAAGAGAGAAUAGACACCCAGACAUUGAAAUCUAUAAACCUGGACUGUCCAGACUGAGAAAUAAGCCUAAAGUUGACAUAUCUCCAUCUGGAGGUAACCACUCUGAAAACCACCAUAUUGAGAAAGACCAGGAUAAAGGGUCUUCUGCUGUUAAUGGAGUGACACCAGCCUCCGUCUUGACUGAUCACAUCCAAGAUGAAGAGGAUGAUUUGGAGCAGAACAGUCAAGAACGAAAGAUCACCAGAAGAGCCAAAAAACCAGACAGGCAAAUUUACCAGCCAGGAAGACGCAACCAAACUCCUACAAAAGAAUCUGUGUGUGAAACAACAAAGGAAGAUUAUGUGAGAAAAAUAGAACAGCUGAACAUAGUAGAUGAGGAAGAGGUUGAAAAGAUAGAUCCACCGAUUGAAAAUCAUGAGACCUAUUGUAAUGAUGGCAGUAAAGCCAAUAAGACUGAGAAAUCCAAGAAGACUGACAAAGAGAAAAGUAACAAAGUUGUGGAGGAUAUGUCAAGGCCUGGAAAAGACGACCGGAAGUCUAGUUCAACUAAACGUUACUCCCAUUCUGACAAACGCAGGACACGUACGAGAAAUUGCAGCACGAGCUCUGCUGGAAGCAAUAACAGCAGUGAAGAUGCUCUCAUUGUUGACGGAAGCAAGAAGCGUCAAGACAAGGGUAAAACAGUUGUAGAUCGGAAAGAAAAGGUACGCAUGAAAAAGCAAAUGUCUCUUUCAUCAACUGACUCAUUUGAAGAGGAUGGGGGAGAAUGGGUAGAGAUUUCACUGCCAAAUAGAAAUAUGGAAAAGAAACAAACUCCCACCGAUAAAGGUUGGCCAUCCAAGACAGGCAGUGAUAGAAGAUCAGACAACAGAAAUAAUAGAGGAGUGACAACCCAAGGGGACUCUACACACCGCUCUUUCGCAAAUGAAGAAAGGAAUAACAGGAGAGGGGAAAAGAGCAACAGUCGCCAAAAUGCAAACUUUAACAGAGAACAAGUGAGAGAGAAUUCUUCAGAACCAAGGGGGAAAGGAAGGGGCAUUCUUGUUCUUCCUGCCAAUACAGAUCUUUCCUCCAAUUCUGCAGGAAUGCAAGAUUCCAAUCACAGUACUACAAAGCCACUCUUUAGUGCAUCAAGCAGUAAAGGGGUUCGGGGCAGAGGCCGUGGGGAAGCUAGCCGGCGGCUCUGGGAUCCAAACAACCCAGAACAAAAACCUGCUUUGAAGAAUCAGACCCCUCAGCUUCAUUUUCUGGACACUGAUGAUGAAUCCGCACCCUCCUCACAGGGUGAUGCUUACCAUGGUGUUCCUCAGCCAUCGUAUUACAAAUUCCAGAACUCUGAUAAUCCAUAUUACUACAGUCGCCAACCCUAUCAUUAUGGUUUCUCGAUGCCAUAUUCCAUGAGUCCCACCAAUGGCAUGUAUCCAGGUGCUUACUAUCCUGGAUAUCCUGCUCAGCCUGCACAAUAUAACUCUGGCACCUAUUCCAGCAGCCCCCUUACACCUGAAGAAAUGGAGCAACAGGUCAGAACUUUACAGCAGCAAGAAUUGAGCCGCCUUUUGAGACUGGCAGAUAAUCAAGAACUGCAGCUCAGUAACCUUCUUUCCAGAGAUGGUUUCAGCAUAGAGGGUCUAAACAAAAUGGCAUUACUUAGAUCAGAGCUCCUUCAACUCUAUGAGCGCUGCCUUCUGACAGACAUUGAAUUCUGUGACCAACAUAAUGUGGAUCAGGUCCUUUGGAAGAGUGUUUUCUAUCAAGUUAUUGAAAAAUUCCGACAGCACCUGAAGGAGCCUUCUGCUGACAGCGAAGUGAUGCGCAGAAAACUAAUCCAAGUUUUAGAUGAAGGGACAGCGUUCUUUGACAGUUUGCUUCAAAAGCUCCAGGCGACUUACCAGUUUAAUUUGGCAGAUUAUAUGGAUGGAAUGGCGAUCCGCAGUAAACCUCUCCGUAAAGUGGUUAAGUUUGCUCUGAUCAGUGCACAGCGCUGUAUGAUUUGUCAGGGAGACAUUGCCCGCUACAGGGAGCAGGCUGCAGACACCACCAAUUAUGGCAAAGCCCGCAGCUGGUAUUUGAAAGCUCAGCACAUUGCACCAAAGAAUGGCCGACCAUACAAUCAGCUAGCCCUCCUGGCUAUAUACACGAGACGGAAGUUGGAUGCUGUUUAUUACUACAUGCGUAGUCUGGCUGCAAGCAACCCUAUUCUAACUGCAAAGGAGAGCCUCAUGAGCCUCUUUGAAGAAACCAAGCGCAAGGCCGAACAGAUAGAACAGAAGCAGCACAAGAAUUCUGGGCUUAACUCUCACAGCAUGAACGCACGCACAACCUUUCGAAACACUGCGGAUGAUACCAUGCGCAUUGAAAUAUGGAUCCACAGGACUCUGGCAGGCUCCAUCCGUCGGAGCACUGAUGGAUAUGAUGAUUUGGACAGUCUCAGCCCAAGUGAUCUGAACAAACGCUUCCUGCUCAGCUUCCUGCAUGCCCAGGGGAAGCUCUUCACCAGGAUUGGGAUGGAAACUUUCCACUUGGUGGCAGAGAAAGUUCUUAGAGAGUUCCAGGCUCUUCUACAGCAUAGUCCAUCCCCAAUUGGCAGCACACGGAUGCUGCAACUCAUGGCUAUCAAUAUGUUUGCUGUCAGCCAUUCCAGAUGCAAAGACAGACAGUCUGAAGGAUCCCGUUCCACAACACAGGACCAGGAGGCCACCUCUUUGGGUCUCUCCAUGUUCUCUCUGCUGGUGGCCAGAUGCAUCCAGUUGCUUAAAACUCAAAGAAAAGAGCAAACCUGUCUCGGAGUUAAAGGAUCUACUAUAGAGGAUGAAGAGGACUUAAAGGUUUCAAUGUUUCCACCUGAUCUGAAGGAGUUAUUGCCUAGUGUGAAAGCUUGGUCUGAUUGGAUGCUUGGUCAUCCAGACACAUGGAACCCACCACCCAGUGCUUUAACUUCCUGCAAAGAGCCAGGAUUGGAUGUCUGGGGGGUACUGGCAGAAUUCUGUAACACUUUGACCUCUGUGAAUCAUUCAGAGGUCCCUCUUUAUAAGGAUCCAGAUGAUGACCUCUCACUUCUUAUUCUGGAUGAGGAUCGUCUCCUCUCUGGCUUUGUGCCCCUUCUCGCUGCCCCCCAGGAGCCAUGCUUCGUUGAGAAAACUUCAGACAAGAUUAUUGCAGCGGAUUGUAAGCGGGUCACAGUCUUGAAAUAUUUUCUGGAAGCAUUGUGUGGACAAGAAGAGCCUCUGCUGGCAUUCAAGGGUGGAAAAUAUGUGUCAGUGGCACCCAUCCCAGACACCAUAGGAAAGGAGACGGGAAGACCUGAGGGAGACCAAGUGGAUGAUCAGGAUGACGUAGUGAUUGAAGAGUGCUCAGAAAAUUCCGAGCCAGAAAGCAGUGGGGCUGAGCAUGACAUCCGAGAGCUCCGCGCCAAGAAACAAGCACUAUCAAGGAAGGUGGAGGAGCAGAAACGGCGUGAGCAGAAAAUUCAGGCUGUCCUAGAUGGUAAGACAAGACCCCUGGAGCUGGAAAUAUGCCCAUUAUUUCUUGUGCCGGACACUAAUGGGUUUAUCAACCACCUUCCUGGACUGGAGAUGCUGUUGUCCUGCCAGAUAUAUAUUCUUGUUAUUCCACUCAUAGUUAUCCAUGAGUUGGACGGCCUUGCAAAGGGACAGGAAUUUGAUCAACGCAAUUCCGGGCAUGCACGAACACUUCAAGAGAAGGCAAAGAUAGCAAUUCAGUUUCUAGAACACAGUUUUGAGGCCCGAGAUCCCUUUCUGAGAGCGCUAACAAGCCGUGGAAAUGAGUUGGAGUCCAUUGCCUUUCGCAGUGAGGACAUAUCUGGGCAGAAGGGGAAUAAUGAUGACCUAAUUCUUUCUUGCUGUCUGCAUUACUGCAAGGAUAAUGCAAAGGAAUUCAUGCCUUCAAACAAAGAUGAUCCUAUUCGACUGCGCAGAGAAGUCGUUCUUCUGACUGAUGACCGUAACCUCAGAGUUAAGGCUCUGACUCGCCAUGUUCCUGUGCGUGACAUCCCAGCAUUCCUCAGUUGGGCCAAAGUGGGGUGAAAUCAUCGAUUACUUGCAAGGGUGAAAAAUAAUAAGAAUAACCGGUGUGACCUGACAGGGCAAGAGGUCGUUACAGGCAGCCCUGGUACAACAACCAUGUCCCCCAUGUGAAACAACAAAUACACACAGCCCAGACUCCAACCUGUCAACUGCAAUAAAACUUACAAAAAAAACCUCUGUGCUCCCUCCAUCAUGAGCCUGCUGUGACUUACAUCUUGGCACAGAGGUAUGGGGGAGUGACUAAAGAAGUGGUUUGUCCAGUGUGAGUUGGGUCUGACUUGUCAGAGUGUGCAGAAUUAGCGAGGUGACUUUAUAGCGCAGGUGAAUGCUGGUGAUUUUACCUGUCCAUGUGUUUAAUUCCUGCUUAAGACGACACUCCCAUCAUUUAGCAGCAGCACCUAAUUUUCUGAUAUCCAUCAGGCCUCACAACCCCAAUUUUAUUUUAAGGGGGGGAAGAGCGUGUUCAUUUCACCUUUACUGAACACUUUUAUUUUGUAGCCACUUUUUUGUCACUUUGCUAUUUUAAUUUCCAAUUUUUAGUUUCCCAAACUUUUUUUAAUUUAUUUAGUCAGAUUAUAGUUUUAGCUAUAAGGAGAAUUCCCCCAGAUUUUUACAAGGUGCCCAUGUAAUAAAAGGGAUUUACUUCUACUGUGUGUUACAGAGGGAGAUGUCCAACCAUCUUUUGCACUGCUUUAUAUGUCGUCUUCCCCCUCCCCCGAAUCAUUUGUUGGGUUUUCAUUUAUUUUUAUAUUUUUUUAGCCUAUGGAGGAGAUAAUGUACCUCUGGCUCUUCUUUUCUGAGCUAGAAUGUAUACUUUGAGUUUUCCCCAUCUUUGCAGCCAAUUUUGCUUUACCAUUUAGAUACAUAAGGGGGAUGUGUGUCAAAGCUGAUACGUAAACUCAUAGACAUGGAGCUCGACCUUGCUCUAAGCAUCUUCUGUCGAUGAUCUUCCGUUCUUUGACCGAGCUGAAGCACUGCACACAUUAGGUUACGCAGAUGUUCUCGGCAGGUUUUCCUGGCAAGGAAUAUGCUCAGCAGUUUCUGUCAUUCCUGGCCAAGACUUGACAUCUGAAAAUCCUAAAAGUUUUCUGUAGGUCCUGAUGUCAUCCUUUUCCCUAAUACUUUAUAAGAUAAGUCUGUAGGGAGAAGACAAAAAGUAACCACAUGGACCUGGCUACAUGUACUUUGGCCAGAAGAGUUGCUCCAUUUUUCAACCCCUUUCUUACUGCUGUAGGCGGCCAGGAAUAGACUCAUCUGCAGGAUAUUGCAGGCCUCUUUUAGCAGUAAGACAAACAGAAACAUUGCUGUUUUUCUUGAUGGAAAUGUAUGUAGUCAACAUCGACUGUAAUGAUCACCACAUUAGGAGUCUAGUAGUUAUAAGGGAGGAUGGACAGCACAGCUGAUAAUGUCCACUAAGUCAGCUUAAUGAAUUUAGAAAUCAUAUAGGGUCAGAUUUGAGACUCAAAAUAUUUAGAUUUUUUUUUUCUUUCUUUUGGCUAUAGUAUGUUUGUUUGUUUUUUUUGGUGUGUUUUUCUUUUUUCUUUUUCUUUUUUUUUUUUGUAAAUAGUGAAAACAUUUUAAGAGUUAAAAAAUGAUGGUGUGUAGCCAAGUGGGUGAAUAGUGUCAUGGCAGAGUGAUAUAGGCAGAGAGCUAAUAAUGGUUGCCAAUGUGAGGGAUGUGAUCCUAAUGUAAGGAAUAAGUAAUCCACUCCACAUGUGUUUAAAGAGGAUCAUAGAAAUGUCAUUAGGCUUGUUCAUCCAAUGGAGUGUUUAAACAGGAUGAGGAUCAUCCAAUGUAAGAAAAUAUAUCCUGCUUUGCAGUGUAUUUCAAUGUAUUGCUGUAAUACUUUGUUCUGUAAGAAUGUACCAAUGUGUCCCUUGUAUGUGACUAGCUGUUUGCUUCUUUUACUGCUUAUUGAACCUGAGUAUGCUGAUUCCCAGAAUCCUCUUGUCACGUUUAGCUCUCACUGUAAUAGUACACUCCAUUAUUGUCUGGAAUUAAUAAUCAUGCACACGGCUGGUAGAUCUGUGUUAUAUCUGUUGUACCUACGCAAUAUGUAAAAGUGGAAUGCAUUCUGUGCGUUGAAUGGUUGCAUUUACUUUAAGUUUUUUUUUUUUUUUUUUUGUUUUUUUUUUUACUGAUUUUCUCUUAUAGGAAUAUUCACUGCCUGCUAAUUUUUAGCUGUUGUGCUGGUUGUGGUUAGAUUAUCUUAAUAAACAUUUCUUUUUUUUAA